Molecule: messenger RNA, 1902 nt
Organism: Piliocolobus tephrosceles (Ugandan red Colobus)
Lineage: Eukaryota; Metazoa; Chordata; Mammalia; Primates; Cercopithecidae
Gene: MORF4L1
Product: mortality factor 4 like 1
Exons: 12
Coding region: 243-1214 (323 amino acids)
Biological process (GO): chromatin organization; regulation of DNA-templated transcription
Cellular component (GO): NuA4 histone acetyltransferase complex; nucleus
Source: RefSeq, a predicted model, not a curated record
AGUCCCGGCGUGCCCCGGGGCGGCGCGGGCGCAGGGGCGCGGGCGCGGCGGGUUGUCGUUGGCUGGAGCAGCGGCUGCGCGGGUCGCGCUGCUGUGAGGUCUGCGGGCGCUGGCAAAUCCGGCCCAGGAUGUAGAGCUGGCAGUUUCUGACGGCGCGUCUGACGCGGAGUUGGGUGGGGUAGAGAGUAGGGGGCGGUAGUCGGGGGUGGUGGGAGAAGGAGGAGGCGGCGAAUCAUUUAUAAAUGGCGCCGAAGCAGGACCCAAAGCCUAAAUUCCAGGAGGGUGAGCGAGUGCUGUGCUUUCAUGGGCCUCUUCUUUAUGAAGCAAAGUGUGUAAAGGUUGCCAUAAAGGACAAACAAGUGAAAUACUUUAUACAUUACAGUGGUUGGAAUAAAAAUUGGGAUGAGUGGGUUCCAGAGAGCAGAGUACUCAAAUACGUGGACACCAAUUUGCAGAAACAGCGAGAACUUCAAAAAGCCAAUCAGGAGCAGUAUGCAGAGGGGAAGAUGAGAGGGGCUGCCCCAGGAAAGAAGACAUCUGGUCUGCAACAGAAAAAUGUUGAAGUGAAAACAAAAAAGAACAAACAGAAAACACCUGGAAAUGGAGAUGGUGGCAGUACCAGUGAGACCCCUCAGCCUCCUCGGAAGAAAAGGGCCCGGGUAGAUCCUACUGUUGAAAAUGAGGAAACAUUCAUGAACAGAGUUGAAGUUAAAGUAAAGAUUCCUGAAGAGCUAAAACCUUGGCUUGUUGAUGACUGGGACUUAAUUACCAGGCAAAAACAGCUCUUUUAUCUUCCUGCCAAGAAGAAUGUGGAUUCCAUUCUUGAGGAUUAUGCAAAUUACAAGAAAUCUCGUGGAAACACAGAUAAUAAGGAGUAUGCGGUUAAUGAAGUUGUGGCAGGGAUAAAAGAAUACUUCAAUGUAAUGUUGGGCACCCAGCUACUCUACAAAUUUGAGAGACCACAGUAUGCCGAAAUUCUUGCAGAUCAUCCCGAUGCACCCAUGUCCCAGGUGUAUGGAGCGCCACAUCUCCUCAGAUUAUUUGUACGAAUUGGAGCAAUGUUGGCCUAUACACCUCUGGAUGAGAAGAGCCUUGCUUUAUUACUCAAUUAUCUUCACGAUUUCCUAAAGUACCUGGCAAAGAAUUCUGCAACUUUGUUUAGUGCCAGCGAUUACGAAGUGGCUCCUCCUGAGUACCAUCGGAAAGCUGUGUGAGAGGCACUCUCACUCGGCGGUUAUGUUUGGAUCUCCGUAAACACAUUUUUGUUCUUAGUCUAUCUCUUGUACAAACGAUGUGCUUUGAAGAUGUUAGUGUAUAACAAUUGAUGUUUGUUUUCUGUUUGAUUUUUAAACAGAGAAAAUAAAAGGGGUAAUAGCUCCUUUUUUCUUUUCUUUUCUUUUCUUUUUUUUUUUUUCCAUUUCAAAUUUGCUGCCAGUGUUUUCCAUGAUGGACAACAGAGGGAUAUGCUGUAGAGUGUUUUAUUGCCUAGUUGACAAAGCUGCUUUUGAAUGCUGGUGGUUCUAUUCCUUUGACACUACGCACUUUUAUAAUACGUGUUAAUGCUAUAUGACAAAAUGCUCUGAUUCCUAGUGCCAAAGGUUCAAUUCAGUGUAUAUAACUGAACACACUCAUCCAUUUGUGCUCCUUUUUUUUUUUUUUUUAAAUGGUGCUUAAAGUAAAGAGCCCAUCCUUUGCAAGUCAUCCAUGUUGUUACUAAGGCAUUUUAUCUUUGCUCAAAUUGUUGAAGAAUGGUGGCUUGUUUCAUGGUUUUUGUAUUUGUGUCUAAUGCACGUUUUAACAUGAUAGACGCAAUGCAUUGUGUAGCUAGUUUUCUGGAAAAGUCAAUCUUUUAGGAAUUGUUUUUCAGAUCUUCAAUAAAUUUUUUCUUUAAAUUUCAAAAAA